Messenger RNA from Notolabrus celidotus (New Zealand spotty), 2762 nucleotides. Its product is annotated as myeloid-associated differentiation marker homolog. The transcript is spliced from 2 exons. NCBI's taxonomy places the organism in Eukaryota, Metazoa, Chordata, Actinopteri, Labriformes, Labridae. Gene Ontology annotation, cellular component: membrane. The record is from RefSeq and is a predicted model, not a curated record. The coding region runs from base 364 to 1245 and encodes 293 amino acids.
UUUUUUUUCAAUGCAGCUGAAAACAUAACAUUUCUGCAAACCUCCAAGUCCCGCCGUACUAUCCUGGGUGUGUCCGCUCGGCUGGAGGAGGAGGAGGAGGAAGAGGAGAGUCGGGCAGAUGUGAAUAACGGUGCAGACAUUUGACGCCUUAUUUGGUCUGCUGGGCGGGGAUCUGUGUCUCCUGAGCUGCUGGUCCUGGAGUUGAAAAGUUACAAUCUACCGCUGCUUGUCCUGGAGAACAGAGUCUACACGAGGUCAAGAAACAGGAAGUUUCUCUGCCUUCACUGAGAAGUUGAUGUUGAAGAUCUGAGGAAGUAACUCCAAAAAGGAACCCACUUUUCAUCACCUCCUACAUCUCCCAUCAUGGCGAUAGUCGUCCAAUCCAGCCCCCUACUGUGGACACGGUUGGCAGCCCUCAUCUUCUCCUGCGUGGCCUUCUCCGUGGCGGUUCAUGGAGCUCAAGUCUCCCAAAGCACGGGAAACUGGUGCAUCUUCUGCUGGGCCUUCAGCUUCGCGGGAACUCUGCUUGUCCUCCUGGUGGAGCUGUUCGGCCUUCAGACCAGAGCCCCUGUUUCCUGGAAGAACUUCCCCAUCACCUUCGCCUGCUACGCCGCCCUUCUGUGUCUGUCCGCCUCCAUCAUCUUCCCCCUCUACUUCCUGAAAGGCUCCCCUGGCCAACAUACAGUCGGUGACUACCGCAUUGUGGCGACAGUCUUCUCCUGCCUCGCCACCAUCGCCUACAUCAGCGAGGUGAGCAUCAGCAAGGCGCGUCCAGGAGAGGUGGUGGGCUACAUGGCCACAGCCCCCGGGCUGCUGAAAGUAUGCGAGACCUUCGUGGCCUGCAUCAUCUUCGUCUUCGUUAGCGACCCCGUGGCGUACGAGCGCACCCAUGCACUCAAGUAUUGCAUGUCCGUCUAUUGCAUCUGCUUCAUCCUCUCAGCAGUCAUCAUCUUACUCUGCAUCGGCGAGUGCACAGGCUUCCUACCAUUCCCGUUUGCUCGUUUCCUGUCUGCCUACGCCCUUCUGGCUGUUGUCCUCUAUCUGUCCGCAACCAUCAUCUGGCCCAUCUUCAACUUUGACCCCAAGAACGGCGGAAUUAAACAAAGGCCCUCCUCCUGUAGCAGCGGGAGGGAUCCGUGCCAGUGGGAUAAGGUCAUGACGGUGGCCGUGCUCACCGGUGUCAACUUCAUUCUCUACCUGGUAGAUCUGAUCUACUCCUCCCGCCUGGUCUUUGUCAGCGCUUGAGGGGGGGAGAGGUUGUCAGGCCUGCAGUGUGCUCCAGAUGAAAUUGAAUUUGGCAUUUUCUAAAAGGCUGUUGAACUGCUUUCAAACAGAGUGCUGCAAACAAAUGUGACUCUGGUGAUGUUGAAGGGAGUCAUAUAAGCUAGAGGGGCUUUUAGGUGCCGUACACCUCACAGUUAUUACACCUGAUGGUACAGCUUAAUGUUAUUUGACUACAUUUGUUGUUUUAGAUUUACUCAGUAAAUAAAGGAUUUCACUGUAGUUCUGCUCAGAAAAAGUUGGUGUUGAAUUUUUUUUAAUGGUCAACAAAGGAUGUACUGAACAUGAUGCACAGGGGGCAGUGUAUACGUCUUUUUGAAACUAGUAAGCUCAUCCUGGGUAAUCAAAGAACCUUUCGUCCUCCUCGUGUUUUUUCUUCACAAACCUGCCAAAUUUAAUUUUGUAAAAAGCAUACUGCCAGCUCGUGGACCACAGAGAUAGAGAAGAUGGAGAGGCUGACGUUAACGGCUAUGUUUACACGUACAACAAUAUUCCCCUUAAGUACCGAGGCUUUCUGUUCAUGUGUUGGAGCGCGUAAAUGUCAAUCUCAGAGGCCUGGAUAGACUUCACUUUAUGAGAUCUGAAUGUGAUUGCUGGAUUAUGCUGAUACUAAAAACCUUUCUUUACACAGAAAUGGCCUUGUUACCAGAAAUAUAACUUAAUAAAAAGGUUUUUAUCAUGCAUACAGAGGUGUGUAUGAUCUGGAUUUGAGUAAGCUUUCAAGAGAACCUCAAGCUAAGACCAAAAAACUGCGUCCAUGUAAACAUAGUCUGAAAUGACAAAUGGAGAAACAGCUAAGAAAUGGCGGCUCAUUGUGUUUUUGUUAGAAUAUUUUGCAUAUUGUAUAUGUCAGUGCUCUGCCUGAGGUUUGUUUUAAUUUGAUCUCUUCAAUUUGAAAGUGACUGGCCCGGUAUUUGAAGGCAUCAAAUUGUCAUCCAAGUCAAGUUUAAAACGUCUUUUUGUUGAUGGAUCAGAGUUCAUCAAAUUUUCAUCCAGCUCCAGGGCUUGAAGUAACAGAUAAUCAUUAACAUGGUAUCGCUAGGCUAGGUGAUAAAUGCUAGGCUAGCCUCUCUCCUGUUGUUAUAGUGUAUACGUGUAUUUGUAUCUGCAAGCUUCAAUGAAUGGCAAGAAUAUAUAUGUUCAUAAGCAAGAUUGUGGAUUUAUAAACAUGUCAAAAGUGCACUUAAUAUUAGCAUAGUGGUCUCUUAAUGUUUAAAGUUCUGGUUUAUCCGAAUAACAAGAAUAUAACAACACCAACUCGUACCAUCAGAUUCUCACACAUUGUUGAUUGGGUCUAUUGGCUUUGUACUGCUGUAAUAAAAACUCAGAGGACAUAACAGAUGAUUUUCUCUUUGACAAUGUUGUUAGUGUUAUAUUCUUCAACUUUUUAUACUCCACUGUUCGUGUCUGAAGUGUGCAUACCACAUCAGUGUUGUAAGAAACAUAAUCCAGUGUUUUAAUAAAGCCACAUGGUAAACAGA